CAACACGCACUCAGCUGAGAGCUCCGCCCUCCUCCAUGUGAUAUAUGGAGCAAAAUGGGAGUGACUGGUAGUUAAAAGUGUUCAGUAGAGACUUGAUCCAAAGUGCAAAGAUGCGAGUAGCAGUGAUUGGUGCUGGAGUCAUUGGCCUGUCAGCAGCUCAGAGUAUAUAUGAGCAGUACCACUCCAUAGUCAGCCCACUGACCAUUGAGGUGUAUGCAGACCGCUUCACCCCUCUGACCACCAGCGAUGGAGCCGCUGGCUUCUGGCAGCCAUACCUCCAUGACAAGGGCAACAUCCAGGAGACAAAGUGGAAUAAGGAGACCUUUGAUUACCUGCUAAACUGGCUGAGCUCACCUGAGGCAGUAAAAAUGGGCAUAUUCCUCCAAUCAGGCUACAACCUCUGCACUGAACCCCUUCCAGAGCCAUCAUUUAAAGACAUUGUCCUGGGCUUCAGACAGCUCACAGAGCGGGAGCUGCAAAUGUUUCCUGGAUACAAGUUUGGCUGGUUUAACACAGCUCUCAUGGUGGAAGGUAAAACCUACUUACCAUGGCUGACGGACUGGUUGAAAAAGAGGGGCGUCAGAUUUUAUCACAAGAAAAUAGAGUCAUUUAAAGAGCUUUCUGAUGCUGGCGUGGAUGUGAUAAUAAACUGCACUGGGAUAAGAUCUGGGGAGCUGCAGCCCGACCCGGACCUAACACCAGGCCGUGGCCAGAUAAUUAAGGUGGACGCCCCAUGGCUGAAGCAUUGGAUUAUUACCCACAGUACCAAAGCUGGAGUGUACAAUUCACCGUAUAUCAUCCCAGGGAGUCGUCUUGUGACUGUGGGAGGGGUUUUCCAGCUGGGAAACUGGAGUGAGCAGAACAACUCCACUGACCAUGAGAACAUCUGGAAGACUGCAUGUCAGCUUGAGCCCAGUCUCAAGCAUGCCAAGAUAGUAGAGGACUGGGCCGGUCUCAGGCCUGUUCGCAGCAAAGUCCGACUGGAGCGAGAGACCAUACAAUCCGGUGGCUCCACAAUUGAGGUCAUACACAACUACGGCCAUGGCGGCUUUGGGCUCACCAUUCACCGGGGUUGUGCUCAGGAGACAGCAAGGCUGUUCGGUCAGAUCGUGGCGCAGAAGGGCAAACGCCCCAAAGCUCGCCUGUAGUCCUGAGUCCAGCAGCAGGGAUCGGGGCUCUUCUUUUGCCAAAAUCCAGCACUCCCUGUGUUUUUAACAAAGCUAACAUGUAACGCAAAAAAAUAAAAAUACUUUGUAUACUUUAUCUGAACUAUGCUGACAUCACUACAACCUGAGACGCCUUAGAUAAAUAAUGAGUUUGAGUAAGAAAGAUUUUCAUAAAUUGUCUUUAUAGUUUGUUGUAAAUCCAUUGCUUCUAGAAUAUAAAAUUUCUCUAUUAAUUUUAUAAAUAAUAAUAAUAAAAAAACAUGACUCCA
Molecule: messenger RNA, 1435 nt
Organism: Xiphophorus maculatus (southern platyfish)
Lineage: Eukaryota; Metazoa; Chordata; Actinopteri; Cyprinodontiformes; Poeciliidae
Gene: dao
Product: D-amino acid oxidase
Exons: 11
Coding region: 111-1148 (345 amino acids)
Molecular function (GO): D-amino-acid oxidase activity; FAD binding
Source: RefSeq, a predicted model, not a curated record